AUGCCCAAUCUUCCGCGGGAGCUCAUCACCGACAUCCUCACCCGGCUGCCCGUCAAGUCCCUCCUGAGAUUCAGGCUUCGCCCGCCAUACUCCGCCUCAGAUGUAUCCAACUCUUGCAAUGGCUUGAUCCUUGUUUUGGCUAAAAUCCCUUUUAUUUGGAACCCCUUCACUCGAAAGUACAGGGAAUUACCGGCUACUCCGGUCGAACAACCGGUUGAUUUUGAGGUUGGUUCUGCUUAUGUGACUCAUGGGUUUGCUUAUGAUGCUGUGAAUGAUGAUUAUAGAGUGGUCAGGGUUGAGGAGUUUAGAGGCUUUGAUUCGGAGUGGAUUAGGUCUGAGGCGAAGCUUUAUAGUUCUAAGUCGGAUAAGUGGCGAAAGAUCCAAAAUUUCCCUUAUCAGCUUCCUUAUAAGCGGGCCUGGGGUGCUCAUUUGAAUGGUGUUUUGCAUACGGGAGUGAGAACAGGGGAUCUUGGUUACUUCGACUCGUCGAUUUGGGCUUUUGAUGUUCGGACUGAGCAGCAUUAUACCUUGCCAAAACCGGAUUUUACAGGUACUGAUCUUGAGUUCACUGUGGAGGUCUUGGGUGGUUGUCUGUGUUUGGUUCGUCCUCGAAAGAGGUAUCGAACGGAUGUAUGGAUAAUGAAGGAAUAUGGAGUGAAAGAAUCUUGGACUAAAUUGCUAACAAUCGCGCCUCCACUCGUUGAGCGGUAUAUUACCAUUGGCCCGUUGGCUUAUUCAAGGAACGGUGAAGAGGUUCUCUUAAACCACGACGAUAAACAACUUAUUUGGUAUGAUUUGAGAAGGAAGACUGUUAGGAAUGUCUCUGUUGAUGGUUUGCCAUUUGUCUUUUAUGCUGAGGUAUGUGUUGCAAGCCUCAUUCAGCCUGAUGUCUCCGGAGAAGGGGAUGAAACUGAGGAGCUACGCCAACAGGAGAAAAGUAGAGUGAAAAAAAGGCUUCGUAAGUGUGGCAGCAUGACUAGUUGAGAUUUUAAUGAUUACAGGUCUGG
This is a messenger RNA of Coffea arabica (coffee), 1007 nucleotides long. NCBI's taxonomy places the organism in Eukaryota, Viridiplantae, Streptophyta, Magnoliopsida, Gentianales, Rubiaceae. The record is from RefSeq and is a predicted model, not a curated record.